AUGGCGGUGGCCGCUUUUCAGAAUGGGCUGAGCAGAAGUGGGUUGCGGGUGACCAAAAAGUUGCUAAGCCGACUCAUGAAAUACCCUUCAACCACUUGGGAUGAGACACACAAUGCCUAUUAUGCCGAGGAAUGGGGUCACAAGACCAAGGACUUCAUCGCCCUUAGGCAAGAGGUCGUGAACAUGCUUCACCAAGGUCACCUGAAAGAGUUGAUGAGCGAUCAAGGGAGGGACAACUUCGCCCGAGGGCGAGAACAACAUUUGGGGCCACCCAAACCACCUUCCCCAGUUCUGACCAUUCAAAUGAUCAUCGGAGGAGGCGACGAUGCGUCCAUCUACAACGUGAAGUUCACCACCACUCACAAGCUCAAGAGGUCAAUCACCCAUGAACGACGUAUCAUGGUCAAUGAUGGAAGCGGCGCGUGCAUCAUCCAUCCUCGAGUUCUCACCCAAAUGAAGCUCGAGGAGAGGAUAGUGCCACGCUGGAUCACGCUAAUAGGUUUUAACAAUGCAGUUGAGCAGACAUCUGGAGAAAUCACGCUGCCCGUCUUGGGCGGCGGCCUCACAUUGGUGACCACGUUCCACAUCAUGGAUCAGGAUACGGCGUACAACGCCAUCAUAGGCCGACCAUGGAUACACGCCAUGGAAGUCAUCCCCUCCAGCUUGUACCAAGUCAUUAAAGUUCCCAUCCCCUGGGGAGUAUUCUGCAUCCGGAGAGAGCAACGCACGACCCGAGAAUGCUACCGCAUCGCCCAAGAUUGCACAUACACCCAACAGUUUAAAGGAAAAGCCAAGGAAGCAUAG
Messenger RNA from Nicotiana attenuata, 804 nucleotides. RefSeq lists its product as uncharacterized. NCBI's taxonomy places the organism in Eukaryota, Viridiplantae, Streptophyta, Magnoliopsida, Solanales, Solanaceae. The transcript is spliced from 3 exons. The coding region runs from base 1 to 804 and encodes 267 amino acids. The record is from RefSeq and is a predicted model, not a curated record.